UAUCGUGUCUGCACUAUUUUUUUUCCAUCAAACUUGUGUCAACAGUCACGAAAAGAUGAUCUGCCUUGAGACUCAACAUUUUAACAUCAACCGAAUGUUGUUGCUUAUCGUUGGCUUGUGGCCUUAUCAGCGAUCGUUUUUAAUUGAACUUCAACUAAUUUUAUUUUUUGGUAUUCUGAUAACUUUUAUCGUAUUUCAGUUAACAACAUUUAUAACAUCAGAAUGCACUUUGGGCAUUAUCAAUAAAGUUUUAUCUUCUUCAUUUUUUUUUAUUUGUCUAUUAAUUGAAUACAAUUCAUUUUGGAUUAACACCGAUAUAUUAAAGAUUGCGUUGAAACAACUUCAAGAAGUGUGUAAUGAGAUAAAAAACAAAAAUGAAAUUGCUAUCAUAAAAAAGUAUGGAAGCCAAGCUAAAUGUAUAACAAUUGGACUUAUAUUACUUGUAAUAUGCUUUCAAUUCAUUUUUAUUCUGCUAUAUAUUUGGCCAUAUAUUCGUCACAUUAUGAUCCUCAACAAUUCUCAAUCACAUUCGCCGCCGCAUAUUAUAACAGAAUAUUUUAUUGAUCAAGAAAAAUAUUCUUAUUUAAUUACGGUGCAUAGACAUGCAGCAUGUUUAAUAGGCUCACUGGCAAUGCUUGCGACAGGAACUAUGCUUAUAACAUAUGUUCAACAUAUCUGCGCAAUGUUUAGCAUUGCCUGCAAUAAUGUUAUUGACAGUUACCGUAUCAAACUAGCAAUUGAUAUCUCACAUGAAAAUAAUUCCAAAAAUGAUCAAAAAAGUUAUAAAGACAUAAUUCAUGCUAUAAACAUUCAUCGCAACGCUAUAAAGCUUUUGAAUAUUUUAGUAUCCAACUUUCAGGGAUCGUAUAUUUUCUUGAUAGCAGCUGGUACAAUUUCUGCGAGCUGUAAUCUUUUUCGGUUUAUGUCAUUUAUCAGCAUAGAGCAACUUAUACUAUCUUUACUUUUUUUAAGUAUCCUUUAUGUAUACUCAUUUAUAUCCAAUUAUAUGGCACAACAAAUUACAGACCACCAUGAGUAUAUAUUUAUUACAGUAUAUACUGUUCGUUGGUAUAUGGCUCCAAUACAUAUACAAAAAAUGGUACUUUUUUUGUUGCAAAGGGGUAUUAAAAGUUUACAUGUGACUCUCGGUGGAAUAUUUGUAGGAUCCAUACAAAGUUUCGCUUCGUUGACGAGCACUUCUAUAUCAUAUUUUACAGUUCUUUAUUCUACUAUGCAUGAUUAAAAGGAUAAUAAAAUAAUUAUAAAUUAUAUCAAACCGAUUAGAUUCGUAUCAAUUAUCUUCGAGAUUUAGGAGUAGCAUAAUUACAACACUCGAACAAAAUAGC
Messenger RNA from Camponotus floridanus (Florida carpenter ant), 1346 nucleotides. RefSeq lists its product as uncharacterized. The transcript is spliced from 9 exons. The coding region runs from base 56 to 1243 and encodes 395 amino acids. Gene Ontology annotation, cellular component: plasma membrane. Gene Ontology annotation, molecular function: olfactory receptor activity; odorant binding. Gene Ontology annotation, biological process: detection of chemical stimulus involved in sensory perception of smell; sensory perception of smell. Lineage: Eukaryota; Metazoa; Arthropoda; Insecta; Hymenoptera; Formicidae. The record is from RefSeq and is a predicted model, not a curated record.